AUGACAACGCGACAGCACGGUGCCGAGAAAUGCCGUUGCUGUCCGUACGGGUUUCAUAUAGACGUCGAUUUUGUUGCAUACGCUGAAGAUGUCCGUAAAGGUGGACAAAAUCGUACGCCUACACUAAGUCGUAAGCAUGGCGACAGGCUAAUGAGUCCGUUGGAUAGUAUAUUUAGGUAUGCUUCCCGCUUGUUGGGUAAACCACACCCCUUGAAGGUUAUUCAUCUUGCAUCUUUUUUUUGCUGCAAGCAUCGAAAAACUUUUUGUUUUGUGGCACUUUCGAAAAAGAACGCGGAAUUUGGAAAGAUGUAGUU
Molecule: messenger RNA, 314 nt
Organism: Strongylus vulgaris
Lineage: Eukaryota; Metazoa; Nematoda; Chromadorea; Rhabditida; Strongylidae
Source: the annotation of a GenBank genome assembly